This is a messenger RNA of Trichoderma virens Gv29-8, 387 nucleotides long. RefSeq lists its product as uncharacterized. Lineage: Eukaryota; Fungi; Ascomycota; Sordariomycetes; Hypocreales; Hypocreaceae. The record is from RefSeq and is a predicted model, not a curated record. The coding region runs from base 1 to 387 and encodes 128 amino acids. The transcript is spliced from 3 exons.
AUGGACGAUAUCAACUCAGUCGAUACAACAACAAUGCUUCAUGAAUGCCUGCGAGUCUUGGUAGCAGUUCUAGAACGAGCACCGAAUUUAGACCAACGAACAUCUUUUCUCUUGGAAAAAGAGCCCAUUGUCGCUCGCGUUCGCCAGCUGACUGAAAUGGAUAGCAGCAAGCCUUACUCCAAAGCUCGCUUCUAUGUUCAAUUGUUUUGGGAAGAUGGAUCAAAUCCCGCUUCAAUGACGUGCCACCGCUUCAUUAACCAAGACUUUGACAUCCUGUCCAAUAGCAUCAUCGUUGAGCCUACACUUGAAUCCUUUGCCGUGUCUAGUUUAAACACCACGGGAAUUAAUAAUCACAUUCGCGAAUCAAAUGCUUACUCUAAGCGAUGA